Acanthamoeba castellanii str. Neff is the source of this 633-nucleotide messenger RNA. Its product is annotated as Raslike protein rasG, putative. Gene Ontology annotation, molecular function: GDP binding; GTPase activity; GTP binding. Gene Ontology annotation, biological process: Ras protein signal transduction. The coding region runs from base 1 to 633 and encodes 210 amino acids. The record is from RefSeq and is a predicted model, not a curated record. The transcript has 2 exons. Gene Ontology annotation, cellular component: plasma membrane. NCBI's taxonomy places the organism in Eukaryota, Discosea, Longamoebia, Acanthamoebidae.
AUGAUUGAGUACAAGCUGGUCGUAGUGGGCACUGGUGGCGUCGGCAAGUCGGCCCUCACCAUCCAGCUCAUCAACCACAUGUUCAUGGACGACUACGACCCCACCAUCGAGGACUCCUAUCGCAAGCAGGUCGAGAUCGACGGCACCACCUGCCUGCUCGACAUCCUCGACACCGCCGGCCAAGAAGAGUUCAGUGCGAUGAGGGACCAGUACAUGAGGACCGGCCAAGGCUUCUUGUGCAUCUACUCCAUCACGUCGACGUCGUCGUUCGAGGAGCUCAGCGUGUUCCGCGAGCAGAUCCUGAGGGUCAAGGAGGAGGACCGGGUGCCCAUGGUGCUGGUGGGCAACAAGUGCGACCUCGAGGACUCGCGGGUGGUCGCCACCUCGCAGGGCGCCGACCUGGCCAAGUCGUUCGGCUGCCCCUUCAUCGAGUCGUCGGCCAAGUCGCGCGUCAACGUCGAGCAGGCCUUCUUCGAGCUGGUGCGCGCCAUCCGCCAGUCGAUCGAGUGCGCCAGCGACUCAGGCGACAAGAAGAAGAGAAAGGAGAGCGGCGGCAAGUCGGGCCUGGGUUCGCUGCGACGAAUGAAGAGCCUGGGCAAGCUGGGCGGCAAGGAGCAGUGCACCCUCUUCUAG